AUGUCUACCAACGGCGAGACAACCGGCAACGGAGCGCCUCCAGUCAGCGCAACUGGCCCGGCUACAGCAGCCAUCCCGCCCCCAGCCUCGGCCGCCAGCCGGCCUGUCGCCUCCCUGCGGCUGCCCCCGUUCUCCACGGAGGAGACGGAGCUCUGGCUGUCGCAGGUUGAGUGCGCGCUGGGGGUGGCUGGAAUCACCGAUGACCUCACCCGCUACCAGGUGCUGGUGGUUAACCUGCCCACCGAGGUUGCCGUUCAAGUGAGGGAUGUUAUCAGCAGCCCAGCACCGUCAUAUGCCACCCUGACGGCGGCCCUUCGAGAGAGGCUGGCCCAGUCUCGUGCCUCUCGCCUGGAGGCUCUACUGCGGCACCAGCAGCUCGGCGACCAGAGGCCUUCUGAACUCCUGCGCCGCAUGCAGGGGGAGCUGGCCAUGGCAGGCGUCCUGCCAGCAGACAACGGCCUGCUGAGGACGCUGUACAAGCAGCGCCUCCCCCAGUCUGCCCGAGCCGCCCUCUCCCUGCUGCCAGAGGACAUUCCACUGCCAGAACUAGCUGCAGCGGCCGACCGCUUCAUGGAGGCCAACACUCCGGCACUGUCCGUCAGUGCAGUGCACCAAGCGCCACAGCCGCCCAACCAGUCUGCACUGGACCAGCUGACCGCCUCCGUCGCUGCCCUCACGGCUGCCAUCGGUCAGAUGCAGACCGACGUGACCAGCCUGCGUCAGGGCAACUAUGGCCAGCAGGACCAGCAGCACCGCUACAGAGGUCGAUCAAACAGCCGCCACUCCAGGGCCCGCUCACCGUCCCAGAGGCGGGGGCAGCAGCAGCAGCUGAACCAGCUCUGCUUUUAUCACCACAGGUUCGGAGCAGCUGCACGCAAAUGCUCGGAGCCCUGCUCGUGGACACCAGCCCAGCAGGAAAACGGCCAGGCCUGA
Messenger RNA from Amphibalanus amphitrite, 933 nucleotides. RefSeq lists its product as uncharacterized. The transcript has a single exon. The coding region runs from base 1 to 933 and encodes 310 amino acids. Lineage: Eukaryota; Metazoa; Arthropoda; Thecostraca; Balanomorpha; Balanidae. The record is from RefSeq and is a predicted model, not a curated record.